Trichobilharzia szidati is the source of this 788-nucleotide messenger RNA. The record is from the annotation of a GenBank genome assembly. NCBI's taxonomy places the organism in Eukaryota, Metazoa, Platyhelminthes, Trematoda, Strigeidida, Schistosomatidae.
AUGAUGACUACAUUUUUCUCCAAUGUGCCAGUCUUCAAAGAUAUAGAAAAUUUAGAUGUACCAACAUUUUUAAAUAUAUCAACUAUGAUCUGUGAAUUUUUUGGUUUAUGGGAUUCAAGAUUUGCUAUCUUACGCAAUGAUGUAGAAGGGAAUAUAAAAAAAGUGUCACGUGCUGCAAACAAUCUUCAUGUAAACACUGUGUAUGAAUUAUUAACCAAUGAAAUAAAUCGUGAUGAUUCCUCUGGAUCAAUUGGUUUAUUAUGGUUAAAGAGAACACUUCAAUUUGUCAUUUGUUUACUGCAUCAUUUUUCAAGAUCAAAAAGUAAUGAACUAAUGCGUGAUAUCAUUGUACGAGCUUAUGAUGAAACAUUGAAAAAUUAUCAUAAUCGAUUAAUGAGUCAUGUAUUUCGUUUUGUUUUACGUGCUGUUCCUAAACGUUCAGUAUUUAUCAAGAAACUAGGAAUGGAUCAAGAUGAUUGUGAAUUACUUGUACUCAGAGAGGCAGGAGAAUUUGCAGCACAAAUAGAACCACACAUUCAGUCGUUAAAUCAAAUGUUAAUUCUAUUUAAUAUAGAAAGUCCUGUAAAUAGUUAACAAGUCGUGGUUGGUCGUUUUUCCUCUUUUUCUUUUUGUUUCUUUGAGUGAAUUAUUUUGUUUGUUUUAGUAAAACAUUAUUUGAUAAUUAAUUUUAAUUUUUUUUGUAUUUUCCAUAUUCAAAAAACCCCUUAUUUCUAUCAGGUCCUUAUUUUUAUCAUUCAUCGAGUAAAUGAUAUCUGUGUGCUAUAUAU